CGAAAAACAACACUCUUCUAUUCUAGAGGCGUCUAUAUGAUCAAAUUCACUUUCAGUAGUGACUAACAGAAUUUAUAAAUUUAUAAUAUCAAUAUGAUGAAGCUGAUGAUGAUUGUUUACUUCCUUUCGAUUUCUAUCUUCCUAUCAACCACCGCUGUCACUGCCUCUCAAUGUUCCAUUAACGGAUUACCACUGGUGAGAGAUAUCAGUGAGUCACGGCAAGAUAACUUUGGAAUUCCCGGGUUAUCUCACAUUACUAUUGCAGGUUCGGUCAUGCAUGGACUGAAAGAGGUGGAGAUAUGGCUUCAAACGCUUGCUCCAGGAGCACGCACACCCAUUCAUAGGCACUCAUGUGAGGAAGUUUUUGUAGUCUUAAAAGGGAGUGGUACUCUUUAUAUUUCGUCAAGUUCUCAUUCGAAGUCCCCUGGCAAGCCAGAAGAAUUCAGUAUCUUUUCGAAUAGUACAUUUCAUGUCCCCGUUAAUGAUGUUCACCAGGUCAGGAACACAAAUGAAAAAGAAGAUUUGCAAGUUCUAGUUGUGAUAUCUCGUCCACCUAUUAAAAUAUUCAUGUAUGAUGAUUGGCAUAUGCCACACACUGCAGCCAAAUUGAAGUUCCCAUUUUUCUGGGAUGAAGAAUGCUACCAGAAAACCGUUAAAGAUGAGCUUUAACCUCCAAAAACACUACGAGUUUACUGAUACAAGGCGCGGUUGUCUUGUGGUUAGUAUGCGUCAUAGUUAUGGUUCUGACCACCGCAUAUCUCAAACGAAACAAGGAGAAUAUUUGUACUUGACCCGACAUAAUAUUUGUAACUUUAUAAACAGGCCCUAAAAAUUAAAAGAAAAGAUAAAAGAAGAAUACUAUAGCUAAAAAUUUGACAAAA
Erigeron canadensis is the source of this 881-nucleotide messenger RNA. Its product is annotated as auxin-binding protein T85-like. The transcript has 5 exons. The record is from RefSeq and is a predicted model, not a curated record. The coding region runs from base 94 to 669 and encodes 191 amino acids. NCBI's taxonomy places the organism in Eukaryota, Viridiplantae, Streptophyta, Magnoliopsida, Asterales, Asteraceae. Gene Ontology annotation, molecular function: auxin binding.